Larimichthys crocea (large yellow croaker) is the source of this 2786-nucleotide messenger RNA. It is a transcript of the gene cdc25b, whose product is annotated as cell division cycle 25B. NCBI's taxonomy places the organism in Eukaryota, Metazoa, Chordata, Actinopteri, Sciaenidae. Gene Ontology annotation, cellular component: cytoplasm; nucleus. Gene Ontology annotation, molecular function: protein tyrosine phosphatase activity. Gene Ontology annotation, biological process: protein dephosphorylation; positive regulation of G2/MI transition of meiotic cell cycle; G2/M transition of mitotic cell cycle. The transcript has 15 exons. The record is from RefSeq and is a predicted model, not a curated record. Bases 326 to 2062 code for a protein of 578 amino acids.
ACCGCAGACAGAGCUCCGGGCUCAGAACCCGCAGGCUGUCAGAGAGGGAGUCCGCCGCAGAGCUCUCUGACAGGGACCGCGAUGCGGCUGUAGUCCUCCACAGACCUCCGGUCCAACUUUCAGCUCCACACGGACCCUCCGAGUCCCUCCAGCCGGUUUUCGGUCCGUUUGUCCGGGAAUGUUUUCUUAAAGUGCCGCUAGCUGACUGGUUAACUUCCGGGCUAGCUCGCUAGUUCUCACGUUCCGACCCGAAAUUUAAAAAAACAAAAACAAACAGCACCAAACAAACCGUGUGCAGGAUCCACACACACCCGGACAGCUGAGGAUGGAGUCCGGUAACGUCUUCGGCAGCACCAGCCCCGUAAACAGCGUCUUGAAGAGAAGGCCCGACGGCAUCCCCGGGCUUUCCUCGCUCUCUCUGCCCGAGCUGAGCUCAAAGAACGGGCACUGCAGGAACCUGUUCUCCCCUGGACCCGCCACGGUGCUGAGUCCUGUCACCAACCUGGCUCUGGACAUGAACAACUUCGGCCUGGGAAGCCAGUGUGACACCCCGAAGAGGAGAAAGCAUCACGCUCCUCUGGAGAAGAUUCCCUCCUUCGCCUCGGACGUCUCCUCUGAUGCUGGCCUCGGCAUGGACCCCCCGAGCCCCAUGGAUUCAGUUGAAAUGGAGGACACAUUUGAAAAGGCCAUCCAGCAGUCGAGCAGAGUGAUCAACGAGAAGAUGCCGAUUCGAAGAAUCAACUCAUUACCGCUCCAGCUGCAGAGCUCCAGUCCGUCUCUGAAGGGACAGGAAGUGGAUUCACACCGCUACGGGAUAUUCGGCCAACAACCGUCGCAGACGCUCGCCGCCUCCUCUCAGUGUGACAACAAGGAGAACAUGCCGGAGGAGUGUUUCGAGUUCAAGAAACCGACCAAGCCGGCGUCGCGGUGUCGCGUGCGCUCCUUCAACAGCGGCCAGCUAAAGGACGCGUUCGCCCGCCGGCCCAGCUCGGCACCGGCGCUCAUGCUCUCGUCGCCUCCUCCGAUCCAGCAGCUUCACUUCCACGACUCCAGCCCGAUGUUCCUGCGGCGCUCCUCGCUCACUUCUUCUCUAGACGACGAAGACGACGGUUUCUUGGAAGUUCUGGAUGACAACAUGGAGAACGACUCUGCGAUGCCGAUGGGGAUGGUGAGCCUGCUGACCGCCCCGCUGGUGUCCGACAGCGCCGGAGAAGAUUCUCCUGUGAUUCGCUGCCGGCCUCGGAGUCUGUUUCGUUCCCCUUCCAUGCCCAGUCCGGUGUCCCGUCCGUCCGUGAAGCGACCCGACUGUCCCGGAGACGAAAACACGCCCGUCAGGGUGAAGAGGCGACGGAGCCUGGCGGGAACGCAGGUCACCACCCUGGAACAAAACCCAGAAUCCCCGAGAACGAGCUACUCCCUGCUGCAGAGGUCCAAGUCCUUCUGCCAGACUCAGAUUGAGAAGCUGUUGGACAGCGAUGACGCGUCAAGCGAGCUCAUAGGAGACUUCACCAAGCCUUUCGUGCUGCCCACAGUGGACGGCAAACACCAAGACCUCAAGUACAUUACCUCAGAGACGAUGGUGGCAGCUGUGUCCGAUCAGUUCAAUCAUCUAGUCGAGCGAGUCAUCGUCAUCGACUGCCGCUACCCCUACGAGUUUGAGGGAGGACACAUCAAGGGAGCUCUGAACCUCCACCAGGAGGACCAGGUGGAGGACUUCCUCCUCAAAACGCCCAUCAUCCCGUCCUGCCCGGAGAAACGCGUCGUCAUCAUCUUCCACUGCGAGUUCUCGUCGGAGCGCGGCCCUCGGAUGUGCCGCUUCGUCCGGGAGCGAGACCGCGCCAUGAACGAGUAUCCCAAACUCCACUACCCCGAGCUCUACAUCCUCAAGGGCGGAUACAAAGACUUCUUCCCUCAUUUCCAGUCACAAUGUGAACCUCAGUCCUACCGGCCGAUGCACCACGAGGACUUCAAGGAGGACUUGAGGAAGUUUCGUGCCAAGAGUCGAACCUGGGCCGGCGAGCGCAGCAAGAGGGAAAUGUACGGCCGCCUGAAGAAGCUGUGAGCGCGUCCUCGUCCUCUCAAACACACUGCCUGCCUCCCCCUCAACAGACUCCGAGCCCGAGGCCUCACCCCGCCAACAGAGUUUCAUUUAACUAUAGCAAAGUUAGUUAUUUAUGCAAAUUUAAGAGGGAGCGACGUGAAAUGAUGAAUGCUUGAUGUAAAGAAGUCGCUGAGGUGCAGUGAACAGAUUUUAGUUGAUCUGAAGCAAUGUGAUCGUUUUUAAAACCACUUGGACCUUUUAUUUUUAUUUUUAAUACAUGUUGCUGCCAGACAUCCAGCAGACCGCACACUGCCUCCAGCUUCAGUCCUCUCUGAUUAUUUAAGCACUUAAUUUAAAUACCUUGAAACGGUGUGGUGCUUCUCUUUUUGAUACCUGUUUUAUAUUUUUCUUAUGAGUUGUGUUCACCCCCAAUAACACGUCGAUUUGAUUUGUUGUCGUCGCCUUUCUCUAGGCGUGCCGACAUUUUAAAGACUAAUGCAGAGCUUUUUUUUUUUUUUUCCUCCUCCUGCUGAUCAGUUGCAGCACACGUUAAACUUUUAGUUCUCGGUCAGAAGAUGGAGAUGUAAGUUUUUCUCUGAUGCUGCAGGUCAGCGCCUGUGAGAGGAUCUCUGCUCUGAGACGUCUUCCUGCUCUGCACAGUUCAUGUCAGCUUAUGAGUGGGCUUGUUUGAGUAUUGGAGGCUCACGGGGGAGCCGCUGAAAUAAAGAGCUGAUGUGUGUUCCAA